AAUUUACACUUACAUACGCACACUCACACCGUGCCAUUUGCUCUUAAGACUGACAAUAAUACGAGGCAGAGCGGGCUGAAAAGAGACAGAAAAGAAGAGGACAGUCAUUCUGAGCCAUGUUGGCUGAAGGUUUUCUCAGAGUGCUGCGUUACAGGGAGGAGAGAAAGUUUGCCUCUGCUUCCAAACUGAAGAGAUCGCAGACACACGCUCAUUGUGUGGAUCCAUCCAACUGUGUUCUCUCUGACUCAAACUCUACAGACCUACAGACAAAUGCAGCUGAAUCAGGUCCAGACCAGGAAGAACUAGACACCAACAAAUUCCAGGGACUGAAAGUGGUGCCUCAAGGUCCCGUAGGCCUGUCAAUCCCUGGGUGUUCACCUCUCCUCUCUCUGGACCCUGACUUUGCAGUUUGCUUAGACAAUUGCAGCCUCCUGGAACAGUAUCCAGACUUGCAGGUGGCUGACUCAGGCCGCAUCUCAAACAACCCACUGAGAACCAUCCAUCCUCCCGGUUUUGCCAGUGAAGCCUGCCAUCAACCAGAAUGGGCAGCCCAACAGGAGCCACAAGGCGAGUAUGUUUCAAUACCAGACCAGGGUUAUCUGGUUAUGGGGGCCAGUGUGAAUAUCAGCUUGGAUCUACCCGGAUCAGGGUUGGAGCCCAUGUCUAACUCUGUGCUGAAUGGGCUUCUGGACAAACAGCUGGAGGAAGUGUACAUGCAACAUCUAACUGAUAACUUGGCUCGGUGUAACUCCCACCUGGGGAACAGCCUCCUGCACGGCCUGGUGCCUCCGCCACAGCCCAGCAGCCAGUCACAGGGGCUCGAUUCACUAGUGGCCAGUCUGGAAGAAGGAUCAGAAGGGGACAGCGGCAAGAAGAUUAGUUAUCUGAACACCCAGAACUUAGUUCCCUGCUCAUCCAACUUCAGCUCCCCAGUGCUGAGGAUUUCAGAGGCUGACAAUACAUUGAAUAUGAUGCUCAACUAGAAACAACUAUUUUGCCUUUUGCACUAGUCACAUGCAACUGAGACAUGACAACAAAGUGCAUUUCAGUGAAUGAAUGGAUGUUUUUAUUUUUGUUUACAUAUAUUUUUUAUACAAUGUCUGUAUUUACUUAAAAUAAAAUGAUGCCUCAAAUUUAUUUGCUGUCAUGCGCCAUCUGCUGUUAGAUUUUAGAACUACACCAUCCUGAAUUUACCUGACAUACAUAAGAAUUUAUUUCAUUGACCUUAUUACUGGGUGUGUGUGUGUGUGUGUGAAGUAUUUAUUAUACCGAAGCAAACUGUAAUCCUGUGUAAGCUUAUAUUGCACAUUGAAGUUACCUUGUAAAUAUAGACUAACCUUGUAAAAUAAUCCAUCUGGUCUAAAGGAAGUAAAAUAAAUAUAAUGAGUAGUAAUUUUUUAUUUUUGUUUUUAAGUGCAUUUGAUUUUAAUUUUGUUGUUUUCAUUUGCUGGUAAUUAUUUUUGGUCUUAAAUCCCUUCUUUUGGCAAAAGUACUUUUAUUACUCAGGAUUCUGUGUGGUUAUAUAUGCUUUCUACAGUAUAAUGACAGAAGACUUUCUUGUAUCAUACGUAAACCAGAGAUCAACGACAACCCCUCUGACAAAGAGAGCUGUGUCUAUAUCAGACUUAUCAGGCUACAGCAGAAAUAACCAAUGAAACCUGAGCUAAAGCAUAAAUGUAAAUGAUGUUUGAAGUGCCGCCGCACCACCAAAAUAUAUCAGUGUAACAUUGGAACCUGGUAUCACUCUCAAAUUAACAUACAUGUAUUUUAAAAGUUAUGGAGGUUUUCUUAUACAGUAUACGGCUUAUUUAACAACAAGUACCACGCUUUUUUGUCUGGAGUUGGCAUGAAUCCUCUGAAGUCCAUAUUCAUUUCUUACUACAGUCCAAUAACAUGCAAGUUAGGGGUUUGUAGAAACAAGUUCAUAACUCACAUCACUUGGUCUUUCUGUAUGAAAUCUGUGAAGGACAUGACCA
This is a messenger RNA of Morone saxatilis (striped sea-bass), 1976 nucleotides long. RefSeq lists its product as uncharacterized. The transcript is spliced from 2 exons. The record is from RefSeq and is a predicted model, not a curated record. Gene Ontology annotation, biological process: regulation of toll-like receptor signaling pathway. The coding region runs from base 117 to 983 and encodes 288 amino acids. Lineage: Eukaryota; Metazoa; Chordata; Actinopteri; Moronidae.